UAUUCGAUUCAGCUGCACCACUUGAACCAGUUCACGCGGUGCCGCACCUUGCCGUUCGUUUCAGCGGUGCAGCUUAGCGCCCCCUGCACCCUAGCGUUCGUUUCAAAAAGUGCAGCAAAGGUGCAGCGCCGGUUCAGGAAUUUUCAGAACCUGCUCUGCCUGUGGUGCCGCGUUGGUGCACGCGCGGUUCACGAGCUUCGUGAGCUUCCACACUUGAGAGCCGACCACAGCUAGCAGACGAUGUCAGCGAACGACUUGCCGACGCUGUCGGUACUUGUAGACGGGGUACAAACUCAGGUUACCCCUGUAGUCGACGGCGAUGGGAGGCGCGUUCCCUUCGGCGAUGGAUUUGCCUACAGAACGCCAGAUGGAACGGUCAUCACGGUGAUAUUUCAAGAAUGUGAAACUAAUACGUCAUCUGCCAUGGAGGCAACGCCUGCGGACCUCAGCGUCGCACCGAUGGAGGAGCGAUCCAGAUCCCCCGAGGAUGAACUCUGGAGUGUUCGGAGGACCCGGUUCCUCAUUUUGAAAUAUAAAGAGCUGAAUCCUCUCGUCGGGAAAAAAGGCGGCCUUAAGACAAAAAAGGCCAUGUGGCAAGAAAUUGCUCGUAUGAUCAACACAGAGUUCUCAGUUGUGAUAACCGAGCUGCAGGUGCAGAAUAAAUGGAAGAGCCUUGAACGAUCAUACAAGAAGACAAAAAUAAAAAACAAUUCAUCGGGGCACUCGACGGCUUUGUGUGAAUACGAAGAAGAGCUAAGUGAUGUUCUUGAAAAAGAACACCACAUCACACCGACAGUGCUGAUGAAGCCUGGAGGAACAAUUGAGAAAGACAGCAGCAUGUCUCCCGGCGCUGAUGACGGCACUGACAUGGAGCCAGAAUUGUCAACGGGCAAACCCCUGACAAGGCCUGCAUCAGCUGCAGGUGUGAAUGCACACCCUAAGGGUGCCUUGCGAAGAAAAAAGGACAGCACAUCGCUGAAUGCCCUCUUAAGAGAAUUUAAGGAGGCGAAGGAAGAGCGGGCCGAACGCUUUGAUAGGAAAAUGGCCUUGUUAGAGCGGCUGGUUACAGCUGUGGAGAAAGUUGCCACAACGGCUCCUGAAUAA
Messenger RNA from Dermacentor andersoni, 1104 nucleotides. RefSeq lists its product as uncharacterized. Lineage: Eukaryota; Metazoa; Arthropoda; Arachnida; Ixodida; Ixodidae. The record is from RefSeq and is a predicted model, not a curated record.